UUUCGCCCGCCUCCCCACCACUCUCCAACCUUCCCUUCUACAUCAUCAUCACCCACUCAACCAACCAACAAUCAACAACAUUCAUCAAUCAACAUCGCCUUUUCGCCAUCAACAAUCGCGACCUCCAUAACUUCAUAUUUUUCAUCAAUCACAAAUCAAUCACAAUGGCCCGCACAAAGCAGACUGCCCGCAAGUCCACUGGUGGCAAGGCUCCCCGUAAGCAACUUGCCUCCAAGGCUGCUCGCAAGAGCGCUCCCUCUACCGGAGGUGUCAAGAAGCCCCACCGCUACAAGCCCGGUACCGUCGCUCUUCGUGAGAUUCGUCGUUACCAGAAGUCGACCGAGCUUCUGAUCCGCAAGCUCCCCUUCCAGCGUCUGGUUCGUGAAAUCGCCCAGGACUUCAAGUCCGACCUCCGCUUCCAGUCUUCUGCCAUCGGUGCUCUCCAGGAGUCUGUCGAGUCAUACCUUGUCUCGCUCUUUGAGGACACCAACCUGUGCGCCAUCCACGCCAAGCGUGUCACCAUCCAAUCCAAGGACAUCCAGCUGGCCCGUCGCCUUCGCGGCGAGCGCAACUAGACUUUCCUCUUCAAAUUUCACACGCGUCUAUUGGCUUUUGUUAUGAUUCCACAGGGAGAACUGUGAUUUGGGUCGUUACUGGGAACAUGGGCGGAUAAUAUGGCGUUUGCGACUACCUUAUUCUUUAUUUUGAUUUUAUGGGAGAGGCUGUACAUUAUGCACACCAAAGCGCCAGUACGAGAGAAGCUGGACGCACCCUCCCGGCGAUGAAUGACAAACUACUGAACUUAAGAAAAUCCUGGACCCCCAGUAACAACCAUGUUUGGCUGAUCUGAAGGCGACAACACGUCCCGCACCGUUUAAUCCGACCCGUUGGUGACCAUGGCAGUCGCUUUCGCAACUGCUACACCGGCCUGUAGAUGACCCAUGGC
Pyricularia oryzae 70-15 is the source of this 946-nucleotide messenger RNA. RefSeq names its product histone H3. The record is from RefSeq and is a predicted model, not a curated record. The transcript is spliced from 3 exons. Bases 165 to 575 code for a protein of 136 amino acids. Gene Ontology annotation, molecular function: DNA binding; protein heterodimerization activity; structural constituent of chromatin. Lineage: Eukaryota; Fungi; Ascomycota; Sordariomycetes; Magnaporthales; Pyriculariaceae. Gene Ontology annotation, cellular component: nucleosome. Gene Ontology annotation, biological process: rRNA transcription.